GAAUGGGAAACUGAUGCGCACGCGGCAGCGGGUUAUAAACGCGGCGAGCAGCGGGAACAUUGGUAGUCUACCAGACAUUUAGGACUUCUCCCAGCUUUUCUUCUCUUCUUCUAGAGUCAAAAAGCGCUCCGACAUGAACGGCCACUGCAACGGAAAGGUCAACGACACCGUGGAGGAGUUCCACUGCAACAGCGGCUUCGGCGACCUCAUCAUAGACAGCAAGAAGUCCGCCGUGCACCGCAAGCACGAGACGUCCCGCAAAGAGGCCGAGGACAUGUCCCGCUUACCUGCGCUCGAGGCCGCCUACACCAGCAUCCUCCGCGAGCUCGGGGAGGACACGGACCGACAGGGGCUGCUGCGAACGCCGCUGCGCGCCGCCAAGGCCAUGCAGUUCCUCACCAAGGGCUACCAUGAGACCAUCGACGACAUCUUAAACAAUGCCAUAUUUGAUGAAGACCAUGAUGAGAUGGUGAUUGUGAAGGACAUAGACAUGUUUUCACUUUGUGAACAUCACCUGGUGCCCUUUUUUGGCAAGGUUCACAUCGGGUACAUUCCCAACAAAAAAGUGGUGGGACUGAGCAAGCUGGCAAGGAUUGUGGAGAUCUUCAGUCGGAGGCUUCAAGUUCAAGAGCGUCUGACCAAGCAGAUUGCCAUGGGAAUAUCAGAGGCUCUGCAGCCAAAAGGUGUAGCUGUGGUUAUUGAAGCAGCGCACAUGUGUAUGGUCAUGCGUGGCGUCCAGAAGAUGAACAGCCGCACAGUCACGAGCACCAUGCUGGGAGUUUACCUAGAGGACCCAAAAACCCGGGAGGAGUUCCUGACUCUUUCACAGCACGCCUAACAAAUCCUGUACACAAUUCACACCCGAGACUCUUUAAACAGUAGCACACGUAAAGCUCUAGAGUAACAGUGCAUCCGCAUCUGACUUUUUAAGAAAACACACAAACCAGUAGCAGGAAACAUAAAGCUGCUGUUUGAUGCAGGAUCUAAGCCAACCCUGGAGCUUACCUCAAUAUGCUGAAGCCUGAUAGAUUUCAGUCCUGCUGCUGAAAUCCAUCAUUUGAAAUCACUGUGAACAUAAUAGGAAAUAUAAGACUUGCAUUCUUGGUGCCUUUGGUAGAUAUUUUACAGUCUUACAUGGCAAUAUUGUUGUUAUAAAGUAUGAAACCUGAGUGCAAUGUUGUAACGUGACAAUAGGAUUAAUUGGAUUUUCUGUUUUGUUCUUUUUUGAUGGGAAUUUCAUUGGUGCUUUUGCAAAGUGGUACUCUUGCACCUUUCCUUGCUUUAUUAUAGUAUUUAGAAUCCACUGAUUUUAAUAAUUUAACAAACUGUGUCAUUUAUAAAACACAUUUAUAAAGUCUUUGUAAUAUAUGACAUUUUUAAGAUACAAAUCAAAUUAUUAUAUCUGUUGUCCAAAGAGUAGAAUAAAUGAUGUACUGAAUAGAUUUUUGGUUUUAUCAGUGACCACUGUAGCAUAUACUGUAUGUUGAAGAGUCUUUGCUUAAAUAAAAUGAUAGAAACAUUA
Molecule: messenger RNA, 1522 nt
Organism: Siniperca chuatsi (mandarin fish)
Lineage: Eukaryota; Metazoa; Chordata; Actinopteri; Centrarchiformes; Sinipercidae
Gene: gch2
Product: GTP cyclohydrolase 2
Exons: 6
Coding region: 134-838 (234 amino acids)
Biological process (GO): tetrahydrobiopterin biosynthetic process; tetrahydrofolate biosynthetic process
Cellular component (GO): cytoplasm
Molecular function (GO): zinc ion binding; GTP binding; GTP cyclohydrolase I activity
Source: RefSeq, a predicted model, not a curated record